Molecule: messenger RNA, 294 nt
Organism: Thelazia callipaeda (thelaziosis nematode)
Lineage: Eukaryota; Metazoa; Nematoda; Chromadorea; Rhabditida; Thelaziidae
Source: the annotation of a GenBank genome assembly
AUGACUAAACACACAUAUGUUUGGCGUGAUAAAGUUUCAAGGGAUGAUGAACAAGACCUUACAAGAUACUGCGCACGUGAAAUAACCACGUAUUUGAAAGGCUGGCCAAGUCAUGCAAGAUCAUGUGAUGAUGAAGAACUUCAUGAAGAGCAAGAUUUCUGCCGACUUUAUAAUUUAGUGCAGCAAAGAAUCAAUUCGAACAGACUGUCAGAACAUAAGAAUAAAGAGUGGCAACUUCCAACUUCAGAAGACUUGCGACUUCGACAAAUCACUUAUAUUCAAAACAUUGAUUGA